AUGGACCCUGGAAAUAAUUCCACAGUAACUGAGUUCUUCCUCGCUGGGCUAACAGAGAAGACCGGAUUCCAGCUGCCCCUUUUCUUCUUCUUCCUAGGAGUCUAUGUGGUCACGGUGGUGGGGAACCUGGCCAUGAUCACACUGAUAGGGCUCAGUGCUCACCUGCACACCCCCAUGUACUAUUUCCUCAGCAAUUUGUCCUUCAUUGAUCUCUGCCAUUCCACUGUCAUUACCCCCAAAAUGCUGGCGAACUUUGUGACUGAGAAGAACAUAAUUUCCUACUCAGCAUGCAUGACUCAGCUCUAUUUCUUCCUUGUUUUUGCUAUCUCAGAGUGUCACAUUACUGUAAUGGCUUAUGACCGCUAUGCUGCCAUCUGCAACCCCUUGCUUUACAAUGUCGUCAUGUCUUCACACAUCUGCUUCCGGCUCACAGUGGGAGUUUAUAUUUUGGGCAUCGUUGGAUCUACAAUCCAUACGCUGUUUAUGAUGAGGCUCCUUUUCUGCCAGAGCAAUGUGAUUAACCAUUAUUUCUGUGAUCUCUUUCCACUCCUGGAGAUAUCCUGUUCCAGCAUCUUCAUCAAUGAAUUAUUGGUCCUAGUCUUGAGUGCAUUUAACAUUCUGACUCCUGCCUUCACCAUCCUUGCCUCCUACAUCUUCAUCAUGGCCAGCAUCCUCCGCAUCCGCUCCACCGAGGGCAGGUGCAAAGCCUUCAGGACCUGUAGCUCCCACAUCUCCGCUGCUGCCGUUUUCUUUGGAUCCGCUGCGUUCAUGUACCUGCAGCCAUCAUCUGUGAGCUCCCUGGACCAAGGGAGAGUGUCCUCUGUGUUUUAUACCACCAUUGUGCCCAUGCUGAACCCCCUGAUCUAUAGUCUGCAGAAUAAGGAUGUCAAAUUUGCCCUGAAGAAAAUUCUGGGCAGUAGAAAAUGUUCAUGA
Acinonyx jubatus (cheetah) is the source of this 933-nucleotide messenger RNA. RefSeq names its product putative olfactory receptor 8G3. Gene Ontology annotation, biological process: G protein-coupled receptor signaling pathway; sensory perception of smell. Gene Ontology annotation, molecular function: odorant binding; G protein-coupled receptor activity; olfactory receptor activity. The record is from RefSeq and is a predicted model, not a curated record. Lineage: Eukaryota; Metazoa; Chordata; Mammalia; Carnivora; Felidae. Gene Ontology annotation, cellular component: membrane.